Molecule: messenger RNA, 429 nt
Organism: Hibiscus syriacus
Lineage: Eukaryota; Viridiplantae; Streptophyta; Magnoliopsida; Malvales; Malvaceae
Product: cytochrome c1-2, heme protein, mitochondrial-like
Exons: 5
Coding region: 174-422 (82 amino acids)
Biological process (GO): mitochondrial electron transport, ubiquinol to cytochrome c
Molecular function (GO): heme binding; electron transfer activity
Source: RefSeq, a predicted model, not a curated record
AGCUAGGUUUGCCAAUGGAGGAGCUUAUCCUCCUGAUCUAAGUCUCAUUACCAAAGCUCGUCAUAAUGGCCAGAAUUUUGUGUUUUCUCUUCUAACUGGUUACCGUGAUCCUCCUGCUGGUGUUACGGUAAAUUCUGCACUAUAACCCAUACUUUCCCGGGGGAGCAAUUGCCAUGCCUAAAAUGCUUAUCGAUGGUGCUAUGGAGUACGAAGAUGGCACACCUGCAACUGAAGCUCAGAUGGGGAAAGACGUGGCUACAUUUUUGUCAUGGGCAGCAGAACCGAAAAUGGAAGAAAGGAAGCUGAUGGGUUUUAAAUGGAUAUUCGUAUUGUCGUUGGCAUUGCUUCAAGCUGGUUAUUACCGGCGCCUGAGGUGGUCUGUUCUCAAAUCUCGCAAGCUGAUUGUUGAUGUCGUCAACUAGUCACCCC